Molecule: messenger RNA, 4154 nt
Organism: Dinoponera quadriceps
Lineage: Eukaryota; Metazoa; Arthropoda; Insecta; Hymenoptera; Formicidae
Product: band 4.1-like protein 4
Exons: 18
Coding region: 1847-4099 (750 amino acids)
Cellular component (GO): cytoskeleton
Source: RefSeq, a predicted model, not a curated record
CUCGUCCGCGUCGCGCCGCGUUACUUGAAAACUCCGCCGUCCGGCCUCGACGUGUGAGAUACGCGCUCGCGCGCGCGCGCGCGCGCCCCCGAGAAAUUCGCGGUAUUAUUGUCAGUCGCGAGAUCGCGUCUGCGCGUGCAUCGCCUGGCCGAAACGCGCCGAUCUCGCCAGCGAGAUUGCGCAUCGAUAAAUACCCCCUGACAUAUCCCCCCUUCCCCGUCCCGGUAUAUACGCGUAGGAGCGUACGCGCGCGACAGCGAAUCUCGACGGGGUCCCGGAUGCCGGAUGCCUGGCGCGUACCAAGUGAAACGCCGUGAGUGCUCGACUCGCCGGUUGUGCCGCGAGCGCACGUUGCGUCGUCACGACGGACAGGAGUUAUACCGCCGGCGUGCACAUCGACUCCGAGUUUGGCAACGGGAGUGCCACAGGUGUGUGCCGAAAGUGCCGGGAAGUGCGGGAAGUGCCGGAAGUGCCGGCCGAGCGAUUCCCGGAGAGAGCCACGGAAAUUCGGAGCGUAAAUCGUGAAACGAAGGGGGCAGUUAUCAUCGCAGAAAAUCGCCCGUUAUCGAUACAUUCGUACGACAAUUCGAAACGCUGCUAUUCUUCCUCCAAUCGACCGAUGAUGAUGAUAAUGAAUCAAUGUAUAGAACUCAGCGUCGACUCAGCGUAGAUUCAUCGAAUUGACUUCCCCCUCGUCUUUCCGACUUUUUAUUAGGAAGUAUAAGAGGUAUUUAACGUAACGUCUCCGUUAAUCGUAAAUUGCUCCUGCCAAGACUUGUCGAUUUCUAUUAUCUCCUCUAUAUUAAAUCCAAUUGAGAGAUUCUGGAUUCGAAACCUGUUCCACGCUGACUACGCUCUCGCUGCUCAUCCGGAGUUCAAUGGCACUCGCCACUUCGGGCACAUUGUACAGAAAUUUUUCAAGCGUACGCGAGGACAAAAGGUAUACUUGAAACCUCGCUAUCCGACGACCGCGGUAUAACGCCGUAUCUCGAAUAACAAUAUCGUGGAAUUGGGCUUGUUUUGGAAGAUUCCUCCGCGUGGAAAGUAAGAGGAUAUAUACGCAGAACUUCGAGAAGAGAUAGCGAGAGCGAUGUCUUCGAUCGUUCCUCAUCAUUGUUCCUCUGCACUUUUGUAAUUACAAAUCUCUCUCGGCGAAGCGCAUCGCGCUUAUCGUAAUUACAAGCGCGCCUCAAAUUGUGAACGUGUGCCGAGUAUAUUAUUGGGUUACCAUCGGCCUGGUCGGUCCGUGCGUCUAUUAGAAAUCAUUCCAUUCAAGCAGGAACUAUAAACUAACGGUAAACGCGAGUAGCGUUGAAUCGAUUACUGCUAUUUGUGACAGCGCGAUAUUUUGUACCUCGUACCUGCGACACGUGUCAUCGUGCGCACGGCGCUGUGAGUACAAAAUUAUCUUCGGCUUUUAUACGUGGUUGAAAUUUCGAUUAAACAAAAAAAACGUCUCGAGAGCCUUGGAACUUGAGAAUCCCUCAGCGUCUCCGUCCCCGAGUUUCCUGUUGAAUUAUCUUUGACGUUACAUCGUGAAGCAAUUGUAUUGUUAAAAUUUUUUUUCCGUGAGAAUUAACAUUUUACUUCGUGAGAAGAAAGACGAAGAUCGCGAGAAAGGGCGAGCCCGGGAAGAAAAACUUGACUUGAAGAAAGAAUUCUCAUGUGAGGCCAGUGAUCUUUUAUUUAUGAAGACGAUGACCCUCUGUGCGCCGAUUGAAAAUUUCCGGUACGAGCAAAUGCGAAAUUACACAUUUCUUAUCGGAUGAGCGCGAACGCGAACGCGUCGAGCGGCUGAACACGCGAGGCAAGGAUACAGAAAGAAAUUGAGGAAGGAGGAAAAGCGAUGGUGGUGGAGUGGUUAUGCCCUGGACUUAGGCCGACCAGGAGCAACAGGCCUCGCCUUCUGCACUGCAAGGUGAUACUUCUGGACGAGCACGAAUUGUUGCAGGAUGUUUUGAGCUCGAACCUGGGUCAAGAACUAUUGGACAGAGUGUUCAAGCACCUCAACUUGCUGGAGACCUCUUACUUCGGGUUACGUUACCUCGAUCACGGAAAUCAAACGCAAUGGCUCGAUCAAAGUAAGAAACUCGGUAAGCAACUGAAGAUUCACAAAGGCGAUCCCGGAUCGGACGUUCACACUCUCUACUUCGGUGUUAAAUUUUACGCCGCGGAUCCGUGCAAACUCAUCGAAGAGAUCACCAGAUACCAGUUCUUCCUCCAAGUGAAGCAGGACAUCCUGCAGGGAAGGCUACCCGUCUCCUUCGAUUUGGCCGCAGAAUUGGGAGCGUACGUUGUUCAAUCGGAACUCGGCGAUUAUGAUCCCAGACGGCACUCGCCCGGUUACGUCACCGAAUUUCGGUUCCUCGCCAACCAAACCACGGAGCUGGAGAAUCGUAUAGUAGAGAUCCAUAAAACUCUUAUAGGUCAAUUACCCUCGGCGGCGGAAUUAAAUUACCUGGAUAAGGUGAAGUGGUUGGAAAUGUACGGGGUAGACCUGCAUCCUGUUCUGGGCGAGGAUAACGUAGAGUAUUUCCUAGGUCUAACACCGAGCGGGAUAAUACUGCUACGCAACAAGACCAAAGUAGGAAAUUAUUAUUGGCCUCGCAUCAAUAAAAUUUAUUACAAGGGCAGGUACUUUAUGUUGCGAGUGAGCGAGAAGAAUUCCGAGGAGAGGACGCACGGUUUUGAGACGCCGUCGAAGGGAGCCUGCCGUCACCUCUGGAAAUGCUGCCUGGAGCAUCAGGCGUUCUUCCGGCUGAUGGCGACCGGUCCACCGCCUCUCAGCCCUUACUCCCGUUUUCAUUCGUACAGUCCGCAAUCCACUCUGGAGAAGCACGCAGCUAUCAGGCGAAAUCCGCCGCCGUUUCAGCGGACUCCCAGCCGGCGGGCGCAAAGACGAGUCGUCGAGGGCCAAGAGAUGGUCGGCUCGUUCGUCGAAACGCCCGUCACCGUAAUCUCGAGCCCGUGCAGCAAUCCAUCCGGCGGCAACGUUCUGUGCAAUACUCAAAGGCAGCUGAACACCUCGAGUCCGAGGAGCACGAGAAGCGCACCGUGGACGCAGAGCCAGCCUCGCGGCCUUUAUACCUCGUCUAGUCCUCGCUCCGUUCGCUCCGCGGGAACGGCACCGGCGCUCUUAAGUAGACUCCAACGUCGAAGUAGCUCGGUGGAGAGUCAAAGUUCAGGAGAUAGUCAUAGUCGCGGUGGUCAUCGUAGAAGAAGUCAUAGUCAUAGUCACCGUCGACAUAGCAGACAUUCCGACUGUGAGUCUGAGCUCUCGAGGGGCUCGGACACUAGAUCCGGCCACCGGAAGCAUCGUAGGAAACACAGAAACUCUCGUUCCUCCAGCAGACACGAAUUGGUAGAUUCGGAGCCGCAGUGGAGGGAAGUGCAGAAGCGAAAAGGAGAAGGCGUGCAGAAGGCUAUUGUGAGUCAUACGGAGCCCAGAAGAAGACACAGAAGUAGACACCGAAGCCCUUCUCAAAAGCAACCUCUACCGGACGAACUUCGAAAACACCUGGAAUUCGGCCUAGUCGACACCAGCGGGAUGAGCGAGCAACAACGCCGGGAGAUCUCCUACACGGUGGUACAGUCGCAAUCUGUACAGCAAUCCCCGUUACAAACUAACAAUUCUCGAUUGGACGACAUAGAUUCAUCGUCCCUACCUAGAACUGUCGGAUCUGUUGGCAAAAGAGAGAGAAGAGUCGUGGUGCCGCAUAUUCGUGAUGGAAGUUAUAACUUGCUGUCAACAACGUCCAGCAACGGUCGAGUCGAGGUGAAGUUCCCCGACGCUCGAAAUGAGUGUAGCACGAGGAGGAACUUUUAUUAUACUCGUAACAACAGAAUACUAUCGGCUCUAGGCAAUAAUACGGACAGCGGACUCGGGGAGAGUACGCCGCAGGAUUUUUCAAGCUGCUGCUCAAGCUCCGCCGACAGCAGUAAACCUAUCCACGUAACACAAUUGCAAUUAGGGGGAGAGGUACGCUAUGAACUGCCUUCAAAUCAAGAAAUCUACCCUCACGUUGACACUACUCUGGACGCUGUUCUUCAACCCAUUAUAUCAACAUUAACGAGGAGGCAACGGGGCCAUCCGAAAUAAUCGUGAAACUUUAAAUGAAAAAAAUAAAAAAGAAAAAAUAAUAAUAAAGCAGUUU